AGACUUCCGGUUCGAGCAUCCAUAUUUGUUAUGGAAAAUAUAUCAAUGUUCGAAAGACAUCUUAAAGUAUGCCAUUGAUAGAAAUAGGACAGCAUUUUAAGAAAUGGACUUCAUGUAAAAAAAAGUUAUGCAUCAGAUCUAAUGAAGAAUUUGCAGGCUAUCUGUUAUAUAUAUAUGAAACUUUUGUUGACUCAAAAGACAGAAAAAUUACACAGUCUUCACAUGAUUCUUCCGACAAUGCUGUAACUCAAAAUGAUCCUGUAAAAGAGAAUGCGAUUGAUCCUAAUAUAACAGAUCUUCAAAAAGGUAUGAUCCUAGACUUUGCUGAACCUUGUGAAAUAGAAAUAUGCGAAGAUAUCGAAGGAACAAAUUUAGCUGAAGAUAAUAGUCCCUCUGGUAAUUUAAUCUGUAAUAAUGAAAAUUCAAACGAACAAGAAACAACGGAAUUUGAGAAAAACUUGAAAGAAGAAAAGCAGCUUAAACGUAAACGACCAAAAUCUGAUGGAUUAUGCGCAGAUCAAACCGAAGUUAAAUGUGCAUACUGUGAUUUUAUUGCUUCAAAUCGUAAAGAAUAUUCUCAACAUCGAAUAGAAAAUCAUCCUAAAUCGCAAUUGAGUCGGAUUGUCAAAGAUCCAGUAAUUUGUGACAAGUGUGGCAAAGUCUUACAAAAUAAGUAUAAGUAUUGGGGUCACAAAAGAGCUUGCCAUUCAACGAAAGAAUAUAAAUGUCAACGGAAAGGAUGCAAUUUCAUUACGAGAUCCCAUUCAGGACUAUAUCAACAUGAAAAUUCAGUUCAUGCUGAAAGAAGGCAUUUAUGUAGCCAAUGCGGGAAAUGCUUUAAAAGACCAGAUGCUCUACGAAUUCACGUUCGAACACAUACUGGAGAAAAACCAUAUUCUUGUCCGCAUUGUGACAAAAAAUUCGCUGAUAUGUCAACUAGAACUGAUCAUUUAGUCAGAAAACAUAAAGACCUUGAAGGGCGCAGUAUUUUUUGCGAUGUAUGCCAAAAACCUUUUAGGACUUUGGCAGCGAAGGAGAGACAUCAGGAAAAAAAAUCUUGCGCUAAAAACGGCAUGAAAACGUCUUUAUUAGCUUGCAAAUAUGAUGAUUGCAAUUACUCAACAAGAUACCACAACAGUUUAAGAUACCAUGUAAAAUCAGCUCAUGAAAAAUUAAAAUCUUUUAAAUGUAAAUCGUGUUCUAAGGCUUUCACAUCCAAGCACCAAGUUCUUAGACAUGAAGAAACUCAUGAUAAUAAUAGAGAAAGAUACGAAUGUAAAGAGUGUAAUAAGACCUUUCUUCGAAUCGGUGCCCUUGAGAGGCAUAGGAAACAACAACAUUUGAAGAAUACACCGCACAAAUGUAGAGAAUGUGGUCUUGGGUUUGUUUACCCAUCUCAACUUAAACAACACAUGUACAAACAUAAGGGAAUAAAACCAUAUAAGUGCAGAUUUUGUAGUAGUUUUUUUCAACACGUAGCUACAGCUUGGAGCCACGAGCAUAGAGUUCAUAAAGAGGAAUGGAAGAGAAUUGGUCACACUCUCGGACCUCUAAAACCAGUUGAAGAUGAAGAGGCAGAAGUGAUUACUAUAAGUAAUAUAACUUCAGAAGCAGUAACAACUGUACCAGUUCAAAUUAAUCAAUCAUUAUUGGAGGGAGUUAGUAUUACAAAUAUUUUGAAUCUUGAUCUUGCUGGAAAAUGUCAUAGCGUUUGCGAAAAUACAUUCCCUUUGCACACGUAUGAAAAGGCUACUCAUCUUGUAUGCUGCAAACGAGGAUGUAGACUGUAUUCUGUAAUAGACUUUGUUAAAGAUUCUAAUGAAGAAAAUUCUACUCUAAACAAUUGCCUGUCAGCAUGUAAAGAAGCUUAUCAAGAUAAAGGUGAAAGAGAGGCUUGUACUCUAGGCUGUGCAAAACAGAAGGAGUUUAACAAAAGGGAAAGUGUUAAUGACGAAGAAAUUGGAAGUUACGAAUUCGCAAUUUUCUACCCUGUUACCUAUAUACAUGAUAUGUAUAAAAAUGCGUUUGAUAAGAUGGCUUCGCAUAUACAAAUAUCAUGGACUUAUCUUGCUCAAACUGACGAAUCGGGUAGAACUUUAAUAAUACAAUCUGGUCCCACCUUGGAAUUUGAUCCUGCUAGCUUUGAUAUUAAAACAUCCAAUAUUCUGGAAACAAAUUUGGCUGAAGUCGAUAAAUCUGCAACAGAAGAUAUAAAAAUGUCCCAAUUAAUUAAUUCGCAAGAGACGGAAACUAGUUCUACCCUAUUAAAGGAGAGGGAGGCAACGCUAUUGGCUUGCAUCGCUAGAAAAACAGGCUUAUCUCGUUUGAUAUUAAGCUUAACUCUCUUUCUCUCUGCUGUCUUUAUGCUCUGGUUAUGCUUCAACAGUGCUGCCACAGCCCCAGAACAUAAGAUAAAUCAUCAACUUUCCAUAAAUGGAGAUCUAAAUUAUCUAAAUUCAGUCGAAAAGAAAUAUCUUAAAGAAUACAUGCAAGAAAAGCUACCAAUGGCUGCUCCAUUACCCGUGAAAAUAAAUUUCCAAACGGUAUAA
Molecule: messenger RNA, 2549 nt
Organism: Dimorphilus gyrociliatus
Lineage: Eukaryota; Metazoa; Annelida; Polychaeta; Dinophilidae
Source: the annotation of a GenBank genome assembly